AAAACCUUCUAAUGUUUUGAACCCAUGCAUUGUUCAUGACUAGAAACUCCAUCAAUUUUUUGAAUCAACGAUUCAUACUUUGGGUUUAAACUUAUAAAAGUUUGAUUGAUAAAUCGUUCAUGCGUUUUGAAAUUCCAACAAAUUCAUAAACCUCGUGAAUCAUUCCUUAGGUUCCAUUUGACAAAGAUCCGAAUUCCAGCACCAUUUGCUGAAGUUAUUUCAAGUUUUUAUUUUGUCCAAAAUAUUUUCAUGCCAAAAGAGUGGCUAAAUGUUAUGGUAAUAGUAUUAUAUAUAUAUAUAUAUAUAUAUAUAUAUAUAUAUAUAUAUAUAUUUAAUGGCUAAUCCCGUAAAUUGAGGCCCUAAGUAAUCGGGCCCAAUGGGGCUGCAUUUUAAUAAAUAAUUAGUAGUAACAGUAAGCAAAUCCCCUAGAAAGCUGCAACCUAAAACCCUCAUCGAAAAAAGCAAAGCUGCAGGUGGUCUCAACAAUGGCGAAGAACAACGCGUUGAAAUCGACAGCAGUGGUAUUUGGAGCUCUAGCUUUUGGUUGGCUGGCGAUUGAGCUUGCUCUCAAGCCGUGGCUUGACAAAACCCGAGCCGCCAUGGACAAGUCUGACCCUUCUCGUGACCCCGACGAUGUUGAAGCCGUCGCCGAUCAAACUUCAGAAGCCGACAAGUCUCAGGUCGAUGUUGACCCUCCCCAGAAAGACAACUGAAUUGAGAGUUUUGUUUACUAUUUGGGUUGUAAAUCCCAAUAUAUUAUAUUGCUUUAAUUUAACUCUUUGGUAAAAUAAAAAAAAGAGUUAGGAAUGUGGUGACUUGUUAAUUUCUGUUUUAUGUUUCAGUUUCUAAUGUUUAUAGUAUUACGCUUGAGGGGAAAAUGGUAUUGCCGAAGCUUAAUUUGAUUCAAUUUGGAAUUUCAUCUA
This is a messenger RNA of Capsicum annuum, 923 nucleotides long. Its product is annotated as outer envelope membrane protein 7. Gene Ontology annotation, cellular component: chloroplast outer membrane. The record is from RefSeq and is a predicted model, not a curated record. Lineage: Eukaryota; Viridiplantae; Streptophyta; Magnoliopsida; Solanales; Solanaceae. The transcript has a single exon. Bases 486 to 713 code for a protein of 75 amino acids.